This is a messenger RNA of Saxophila tyrrhenica, 939 nucleotides long. RefSeq lists its product as uncharacterized. The transcript has a single exon. Gene Ontology annotation, cellular component: cytoplasm; mitochondrion; membrane. Bases 1 to 939 code for a protein of 312 amino acids. The record is from RefSeq and is a predicted model, not a curated record. Lineage: Eukaryota; Fungi; Ascomycota; Dothideomycetes; Mycosphaerellales; Extremaceae.
AUGACCGUCCACUUCCUCUUCGGACGGUCGACCCUCUCGCGCCUACACGCCCAGGUCAAUCGCAAUAUCCUGCGCAACCACCACGCCAGACAUGAGUCUACGAAGGCCUCUCCUGGCACCAACGGCUCCGCGAACGGCUCCUCCUCCUCCAGCAGUACCUCCUCGAACGCCGCCAAUGCCGGCCAGCGACAACACACCAUCCCCGGCCCCUCCUGGGCCUGGAUCGACCCCUUCAUGCGCCCCCUCCGCGCCUACGGCCGCAUGCAGAACCGCUCCCCCUUGACCACCCAACUCGAGUCCUCCCUCGUGAUCUACUACCUCGGCGACCUCUGCUCGCAAACGAUCGGCAGCAACGUCUUCCUCGACGGCGAGUACGAGCCCAUCCGCGGCUUGCGCGCCAUGCUCAUCGGGAGUAUAAGCUCGAUCCCCAGCUAUAAGUGGUUCAUCUUUUUGGGGAAUAAUUUCAAUUUCGCCGGGAGCUGGGCGUUGAGCAUCACCACGAAGAUCUGUGUGAAUCAGUGUUUUUUCACGCCGGUGUUUAAUACGUAUUUCUUCGGCAUGCAGACGUUGCUCGCGGGGGGCAGUUGGGCGGAGGCAGGGGAGAGGGUGAGGCACGCGGUGCCGGUGAGUUGGGUGAAUAGCUGGAAAGUGUGGCCGGCGGUGACGGCUUUCAGUUUUACGUUUAUCCCCUGGCAGUAUCGGAAUGUGUUUGCCGGGGUGGUGGCGAUUGGGUGGCAGAGUUAUUUGGGGUGGGUGAAUAAGAGGGAGGAGAAUCGGGAGGUCAAGGAGCAUGAGAUGGAGGCGAGGAAGGAGGGGGUUGGUUCGGGGCAGGCGGCGAAGAUUGGGAGGGAGACGGCGGCGGAUGAGAAUGUUGGGGGGCAGGGGAAGAAGAGGAGGAAGAGGCGGAGGGUUGAGGAGCAGGCGGAGGAGGGUGAGUGA